UGCAGGCGCGCAAUCUGGAGACACACUGCAGUCACCCAGGGACUGGCUUAUCUGGAGACUGCUCAAAGUUGGCGGAGAAAGCUCCUCACAAUCAGGGAACCGUUGGAGGACUGAGCGUCCACCCCAGUGAUGUCACCUCGGAGCAGCCCCAGCACUCACACAGCCACACUGUGCGGGGGGAAGUAGUCACACUCUGAGGUAACUGCUUGAGGAAUGGUCUGACCUGCGGGGACAGAGAACUUCGACACGGCCAGGAUGUUGCUCCGUGGUUUCCUAAGUGCAAUAACUGGCAAAGCAAGGCAUCGCCCUGUGAAAUUAAAGAAUAUCCAGCCGAUAUGUAUACUGAUGUGCCUUCUGACAGCUCAUGCUGCUAAAUUUGAUUUCAAAGCUGUGUUUAGUGCGCCAUGCGUGGACAUUAUGACUUUAAGUACACCUGUCCCUGAGAUGACAGAAUUUACCGUGUGCACCUACAUACAGCUGGAUUCUUCUGAUCCCUGGACUGCUUUCACCUACCAGCUACCUACUUCUCCCACCAAUUCCUAUGAAUUUGGUCUUCUUGGUGACAGCAGCAGCAUGAAAAUAUGGAUGUUCGGCACUGAGAUAACUGUGUUUGAGAGACUAAAAGCACAUACUUGGUACGAGGUCUGCAUUAUGUGGGAUGGCAGCAAUGACUCCAUGGGAUUUUAUCUGGAUGGUACAUUAAAAGAAAGCCGCAAACUGGAGAACAGCACCAAACUAGACGGAGGUGGCAGUGUGGUCCUCGGCUGCUCGCACUUUAAAGACAUAAAUGCCUCAGCAUCUGUUGGGUUAGUCGGUAAUAUCUACAUGUUCCGGAUGUGGGACAGAGCACAAACGUCCCUUUUUCAGAAAUGCGUUGAUGGGAAAGUUAUAAAGUGGAGAAAGGAAGACUGGAUCUACAUCUCAACGGUAGUACAGACAGAUUCCUCCCUGCACUGCGCAAAAGGAACAGACCCUUCAACUUCUGGUCAGAUCAACCAUAACAUUCACAUGUUUUACAAAAGAUCUCUUCGAGUUUCAGGCAGCACUACUAGUGUGCCUCCUAUUUCACCACCAAACACCCCCACUACAGUGGUGUCUGGGAUAGUCACUGGUGGAACAGGGGUGAAUACUAGAGAGACUAAAACCCUGACCACUGGGUCUAAUACAUUCUUAGAAACCACAAAUAUAACUAAUGUCACCGAAUUUACCAUUGGCACAUCCAAAAGCAGCACACUUUGGACAUCAUCAUUAAACACAAUUGUCACCAAUGGGAGCAGCAGUUGGAGUAGUGGCGUAACGUCUCAGCAUACAUACCUUACAUCUGAGUUCAGCCAAAUAACGACUGAAAGUAUGAAUUGUUCCUUCAAUGACACUGAAGCAUUUCAGAACUGGCAUUCGGAUAUUUGUAAUACAAGUUGUGAUUACGGCUCAGCUUAUGAGAUCAUUCUGCAAAAAGAUUGUGCAUUGGCAGAACAUACACUUAAAAAUCUUUUUCUGAAAAAUACCAGCAUUACAUUCAUUGUGAAUAAUAACUGCAGUGUCUUGGCACUUGGACUUAAUGACACUGUCCUUGACAUUUGUUCUACAUUGAAUAACCCUGUUAUCAUCCAGUAUAUACUGUCUUUAAAAACCCUAGAUUACUACUGCUGUUGUCUCGAGGAGUGUUCAAUACCUAACUGCGUUGACAGCACCCUGACCUGUCCGCCUGGUGGCAGUGUUACCACGGGAGUCAAGUCCACAACCUUCAACAACACCGGCUUGACGAUUGCCACAACUUUUAUGAAUGGAUCUGGUACAACGGUUUACAGCGGACCUUCUGCAACUUUUACCAAAGGAUCUAGUGCAACUUUUAACAGUGGUCCUAUUACAGCCUUUAAUAAUGCAACAAUUACAAGUGAAGUUACGUUAACUGUGAACAGUAAAUCUAAAACAACACUUAACAGUGGAGGUAAAUCAACUGAUAGUGGAUCUAGUGCAACAGUUAACCAUGGAACUGCAGUAACUAGUAAUAAUGAGACCAGUACAAGAGGUGAGCGCGGAACAAUGGCAACUGGUAUCAGUGAAGCAGCUAACAAUGCAUCUCUGACAACAGGUAACAUCGGACCUAUAGCAACUGUCAUUAGAGGAACAGCUAAUGAUAGUCUUCUAACAACUUUAAAUAAUGGAUUUAAUACAACCUCUAACAGUGGACAUCUGACAACUAUUGAUAGUGGAACUCAUACAACAGUUAACAAUUCUCUGACAACUUUAAAUAAUGGAUUUAAUACAACCUCUAACAGCGGACGUCUGACAACUAUUGAUAGUGGAAAUCGUACAACAGUUAAAAAUAAUUCUCUGACAACUUUAAAUAAUGGAUUUAAUACAACCUCUAACAGCGGGCGUCUGACAACUAUUGAUAGUGGAACUCAUACAACAGUUAACGAUAAUCCUCUGACAACUUUAAAUAAUGUAUUUAAUACAACAGCUAGAGGUGAGCCUGCAAGGACUACUAAUAGUGGAUCUAAUUCAACAACUAACCGCACACCUAAAACAACUAUAACUGAUGGAUAUAAUACAACAUCUCAUAGUGGGCCUAGAAGAACUAGUACACAUAAUACCACUGAUAAUACUGGAUACACGACAACCUUUCACAGUGGAUCUGAAACAACGUCUAGUAACAGUCAGACAGUAACAAUUACAAACGGUUCCGUUACUUCAGAUGAAACCACAACAUCAACCAACAUUACAGAUGAUUUGAAAAUUUUGGCGGCCCUCCUGAGUUCCAGUAAUCUCAAUUCCUCCACUGUAGCCUACAUUGUGUCCAAGUUAGAAAAGCAUUUGUCUGGAGAAGUGAGUCCUCACGAUGCCGAAGCACUGCUCAAUAUCUUGAGUACAUUUCUGAAUAUUUCUCAAGCUCUUCUUGGACCAGUCUCUAACAGAUUAAUUCGAAUGGUGAAUAAAAUUGCCUUGCAGUUGACUUUCCCUGGAAAAUGCCUUUCUCUCACCUCUCAGUCCUUGGCACUGGCAGUGAAUAAAGUCAAUGUCAGCUCUUUCAUCGGCACAUCAUUCAGUGUUAAUUCUUCCUCUGGCCUGCAGGUAUCUUUGGGUUCCCAAGCACCAGCAAACAGUGAUGGCUCCGUUCUUCUUCCUGCUUCAUUAAUCAAUGACUUGUCUCCCGGUGACAAGAAGAAUGCUUCCAGAGUACAGUUUAACUACUAUGCAAAGACUUCAUUUUUCAAGGACUCCUCCCUCACUACAAACCAACAACUGGUGAGCAAAGUGAUAUCGUCAAGUGUUGCAAACCUCUCAGUAACUAAUUUAAGUGAAAAUAUUACUGUGACACUAAAGACUUCACCAAGGAAUGGCACAGAAAAAGUGGAUUGUGUAUUUUGGGACUUUAAUCAGAACAAUGGAAGUGGCGGGUGGUCUUCAUAUGGCUGUGUAGUUGCUAACACAACACAGAAUGAGACAGUCUGUCAGUGUAAUCAUAUGACCAGCUUUGCAAUAUUGAUGAAUGUAUCACCCAAUGAUCAAUUAAAUCCACAAGAUCUGUUGGUUUUGACCUUUAUCACAUAUAUUGGAUGUGGUCUUUCCGCAAUAUUCCUGUCUGUGACCCUCAUAACCUACAUUGCAUUUGAGAAAAUCCGGAGAGAUUACCCAUCUAAAAUCUUAAUUCAGCUUUGUGCUGCCCUGGUUUGCCUAAACCUCACAUUCCUCCUGAAUCCCUGGAUCGCACUGUAUAAUGACGUCCCUGGACUCUGUAUCUCUGUGGCUGCUUUUCUGCAUUAUUUUGUCUUGGUAUCUAUUACCUGGAUGGGUCUUGAAGCUUUCCACAUGUAUCUGUCUCUAGUGAAAGUCUUUAAUACCUAUGUACGAAAAUACAUCUUAAAGUUCUGCAUUGUUGGAUGGGGAGCUCCUGCGGUGGUUGUGGCAAUAAUACUUGCAGUUAAGAAAGAUGCGUAUUACCUCCAAAUAAGCGGAAAAUACCCUAAUGGAUCAGCAGAUUAUUUCUGCUGGGUGGAGGACAUUGUUUUCUGGAUCACAGUAGUCGGAUAUUUUGCUAUCAUAUUCCUGUUGAACGUCAGCAUGUUUGUUGUGGUCCUUAUACAGUUGUGUCGUAUCAAGAAGCAGAAACAGCUGGGCUACCAGAGGAAAACCACCCUCCAAGACAUGCGCAGUGUGGCUGGAAUUACUUUUCUACUGGGCAUUACAUGGGGGUUUGGCUUCUUCUCUUUUGGUCCUGGGAGAACGGUUAUCAUGUACCUGUUCACUAUAUUUAACAGUCUGCAAGGUUUCUUCAUAUUUCUCUUCUACUGUGUAGCAAAGGAAAAUGUCCGCAAGCAGUGGAGGCGUUAUCUUUGCUGUGGAAAAUUCAGGCUGGCUGAAAACUCUGAUUGGAGUAAAACAGCUACCAACAAGCUAAGGAAACAGACUUCAAAACAAGGUGUAUCCAGCAGUUCCAGCAACUCUAUCCAGUCAACCAGUAAUACUAAUUCUACAACAUUACUAGUGGCCAAUGAGUACUCUGUGCAUCCCAAUGGAAAUGGCAAUGUCUAUAAGGAGAGAAAUGGUGUUUCCUUUAAGCUGGAGAAUGGUGAGAUGCCACUUCAAGAAUUUUCUGGAAGACCAUCCAUCAAGAAUGGUGAUGUACACCAGAAUGCUUUGAGAAGGACUUCCAAUCGGGGAAGUGUGCAUUUCAUUGAUCAGAUAUAGUUGGAUCAUGAAGCCUUGACUGGGAAUCCUGCACUCCAAAUGUGAGAAUACUAGCGGCUCGUAUAUUUGAACAUUCACUGAACGUAGCUGCCUUGGACUGUCAAGCACGGCUGAAAUUAGAACACGUGAUAGAGAAGUCGCUGUUUCUCUAAUAAACUUAUAAUGGUCUUAGUCAAGUGAGAAGAACCAAGUAUAUGAUGGAAUGCGGGACAACGACACAGGAAAUAAUGUUUUAUGCCUUGUUCAUUCUUCUUUACUGUAUUUUUAUAUAUUUAAUUUAUAUAUUGUUAAGUUUAAUAUUAAUGUACGUAUGAAGACUAGGCCUGUGAGAUGUAUUAACAGUUUAAGCUUACACCUUGUAACUUAUUAGUGUGUAGGCCUCUUUUCUUCCAUUAUAUUUUCUCGACAGAACUGGACCUAUUUUGUGUCUUGUAACAGAAUGCUGCCGCAUUUUUUGAAAUUCCCCUUAGACAAUGUGAUAUUAAAAGGGGCACUGAUCUUGAGUUCAGCCCCAAAACACAUUGGUACGAUGAGAAAUGUUAUAUUGCAGAAGUGUUUGCAGAGGAAAGCUCUUUUUGCAUAUUUGCACAUUUUAAUGACGUUUGCCAUACUUGGCUUAUCAAACAUGUACAUACAAGCUCUACCUAAGGGCCCUUCACACUGCCUGAUGUUCGGGCAGAUUAUCGCUAACGAACAUUCGUUUGCCGGCAGUCGAUUGUGGUGUCUAAACAUCACUCUACAGCCAGCAAAUAAUGAUUCUGUCAUAAUGCGAUCGUUUCUCCCCAAACUGCGGAGGAGAUCGCUGCAUGUAAAUGCAGCCAUUUCCUCCAAUGUAAAUGGACCUUAAGGUAACAAAGUAAUGGCACCAACAUAAUAAAGUGCUUUGCACGCAUAGGAUAAGGAUGCUAUUUAUUACAGAAUGAAUACAGGCAUCACCCAGUUUGUCUGUUACAGUCACUUUUAAAGCAGUACUUUACCCGAGCCUAAUAAAGGUACGCAACAGAUGGAUACUGGAAAAGACAAUAUAGCGGGGACCAUAUGGACAUUUUCCAGGAUAUCUUAUUUAUAUAUUAUGUAUUUUUCACAGUGUUUUAAUACUUGUUAAAGGCCACUAUCACACAAGCCCGUUGGUUCAGGAAACACACUCCUUGUUAUGACAGCAUACCCUGGACCAAACACUGCUCCUCUGACUCAAACUCACAGCAUCUUAAUGGUCUAUGAUGCAGCAAGUUCCUGUCUGAUCAGAAUCCUCCUGUUCUGCAGUCACAGCAUUAUGUGAGUACUAGACCCUCGUCAGGCUGGAACUCACAGCAUCAUAAAUCAGAAGAGCCGUGUUCGGUGUAGGAAACGCAUCCUACGGAGUGUGUUUCCCAGACCAAACACGCUUAUGUGAAACUGGCCUAAUUCUGAAGAAUAACUUGUGGAAUCCUCUCAACCACACUGCCUUGCCUUGAAGCUUUUGCUAUACAUUUUGUUGCACAUGAAUAUGCAUGUUAUUUUGGGCGCAAAUGAUUUUAAUGAUGUACACUACGUAGAUAAAAUAGCUAGAAUUCCACAUUUGCAAGUCAUGCUCUUGUAAGAAAAUGUACAUAUAUCUAUCAGUAUGAUUUUUUUUUAUUUUCUAAAUGGAAUGUUUUAUUUUCUACUGCUGCUGAAUAAAUUAUCAUUGAAUGUAA
Molecule: messenger RNA, 6368 nt
Organism: Bufo gargarizans (Asiatic toad)
Lineage: Eukaryota; Metazoa; Chordata; Amphibia; Anura; Bufonidae
Gene: ADGRG2
Product: adhesion G protein-coupled receptor G2
Exons: 31
Coding region: 256-4692 (1478 amino acids)
Biological process (GO): cell surface receptor signaling pathway; adenylate cyclase-activating G protein-coupled receptor signaling pathway
Cellular component (GO): membrane
Molecular function (GO): G protein-coupled receptor activity
Source: RefSeq, a predicted model, not a curated record